Messenger RNA from Penicillium alfredii, 1068 nucleotides. RefSeq names its product putative MFS maltose permease. The coding region runs from base 1 to 1068 and encodes 355 amino acids. Gene Ontology annotation, molecular function: carbohydrate:proton symporter activity. Gene Ontology annotation, cellular component: membrane. Gene Ontology annotation, biological process: transmembrane transport; carbohydrate transport. The record is from RefSeq and is a predicted model, not a curated record. The transcript has a single exon. Lineage: Eukaryota; Fungi; Ascomycota; Eurotiomycetes; Eurotiales; Aspergillaceae.
AUGACGCCUUCUAUCGAUCAUGCCGACCCUCCUCAGGGCAAACCACCUCCCCUGGUGGAAGGCAAGCAGGGAGCCAAGAAGGAACACUCCAUGACUCUGUGGCAGGCGUUGAAACUGUACCCGAAAGCCGUGGGUUGGUCUGUCUUAUUGUCAUCCACUCUCAUCAUGGAGGGAUACGAUCUGGCGCUGCUGAGCUCCAUGUAUGCCUCGCCGGCGUUCAACAAGAAAUUCGGCGUCCAAACCUCCUCGAGCAAAUGGGUGGUGCCAGCCUCCUGGCAGUCCGGUCUGUCCAACGGCGCACGCUGCGGUGAAAUCCUUGGUCUACUGCUAAACGGUCUGAUAUCCGAGCGCCUGGGAUACCGACGAACCAUGAUGGGGGCCCUGGUCACAAUCACGGCAGUGAUCUUCCUGUUCUUCUUCGCUGUGAAUAUUCAAAUGUUACUGGCAGCCGAGAUCCUUGCAGGCAUCCCAUGGGGCAUCUUUCAAACCCUACCAGCCGCCUACGCCUCGGAGGUGUGUCCUGUCGUGCUGCGCCCUUAUUUAACGACGUUCAUCAAUAUGUGCUGGGUAUUUGGCCAGUUUGUAGCCGUUGGCGUCAACCGAGGGUCCAUUUCACGCGACGACGAAUGGGCUUAUCGUAUUCCCUUUGGCGUGCAGUGGGCAUGGCCUGUGCCUAUCUUGAUCGGGUGUGCCUUUGCACCUGAGUCGCCCUGGUGGCAUGUCCGUCAGGGCAACCUGCAAGCAGCGCGCCGCGCUCUACAGCGACUCACCUCGUCCGACGACCCAAGCUUCAACCCGGACGAAACCCUCGCCAUGAUCCAGCACACCAAUGAGCUCGAAAAGUCUCUCUCCAGCGGUACGAGCUACUGCGACUGUUUCCGAGGAACGAAUCUUCGCCGAACUGAAGUCGUAUGUGUUGUCUGGCUGGUACAGACUCUGUGCGGGCAGAACCUCAUGGGGUAUUUCGCCUACUUCUGCGUCCAGGCUGGCCUGCCCACGGUGGACUCUUUCAAUAUGUCCCUGGGGCAAUAUGGCCUCGGUAUUGUGGGCACACUGGGGUCAUGGUGA